Messenger RNA from Saccharomyces cerevisiae S288C, 2862 nucleotides. RefSeq names its product Cwh43p (gene CWH43). NCBI's taxonomy places the organism in Eukaryota, Fungi, Ascomycota, Saccharomycetes, Saccharomycetales, Saccharomycetaceae. The transcript has a single exon. The record is from RefSeq and is marked reviewed. Gene Ontology annotation, cellular component: endoplasmic reticulum membrane; plasma membrane. Bases 1 to 2862 code for a protein of 953 amino acids.
AUGCUGAUCAUCAAUGGGAAGAUCAUCCCUAUAGCUCAUACUAUUUGUGCAUUCUCCGCCUUCUUUGCAGCUUUGGUCACUGGUUAUUCAUUACAUUUUCAUAAAAUUGUAACCAAUGCACAUUAUACGUAUCCAGAUGAGUGGUUUCCUAGUGUAUCAGCCACUAUCGGGGACCGCUAUCCGGAACGUUCUAUUUUCCAAAUCUUAAUAGCUCUAACUGCUUUUCCAAGAUUUUUACUGCUACUAGGUCACUACUACUUGAACCAAUCUAAGGUAUGCUUCCUUGUCGGUGUACUCCGGACAGUCUCUUGCGGUGGUUGGGUAUACAUUACAAGUACAGAUGACCACGAUAUUCAUGAUAUAUUUAUGAUCACAUACAUUGUUUUAACGUUACCAUGGGAUAUAAUGAUUACCCGCUAUUCUAGUCCUUUAACUUCGAAGAACAAAGGGUUGACUGCUACAAUUUUUUUUGGAACAUUGUUCCCGAUGAUUUACUGGUACAUUCAGCACUCCGUCCAACAGAGAGCUGGGGCAUAUUCUAUAUAUGCUUAUUUCGAAUGGUCUCUGAUUCUUUUAGAUAUUGCAUUUGAUGCAUUUGCUUACGCUGAUUUCAAAAAGAUAGAUAUUGUUCUCGCUUUUAAUGAGAAACCCGGUAAUACCAGUUUUUUCCAAAUUAGAGACUCUAGUCCCAUAAAUUAUGGAGAAGAAAAAAGUUCAGAAUUGCAGAAAAGUGGUGAAAAGAAGGUUGAAAAGGAAAAACCCGUUGCUAGAAGCGCAACUGGUUCAUAUUUCAGGUUUGACUCUUUUUUUUACUUACUAACAAAUAUUUUUAACGGUUUUCUUUUCUGGUCGAACGUUACGUCCCUGUUAUGUAGUAUUUGGCAUUUCCCGCUAUGGUAUAUGGGAAUCUCAGGUUAUGAAGCUGCAAUAUUGGGUUAUUUGGGACCCAUUUUCUUAUAUCUGCCGUUCGUUUCUGAAGCCUUCACGCAAUAUGGUGUACUUUUAGGAGGUAUUAUUGCCAUUGGUGCCUAUAUUGUUCAGAUGCCAGAAUUAAGGUUGAUUUCUGUAGCUGUGGGAACUUCCAUUACCGUUGCAACGUUUGUACAAAAUCUAAGAUAUAUCACAAAUGCGGAGACUAGUUUCUCUUUUGCUCUAACUUGGCUGUUAGGUCUUGUUGCAUCUGUGAUCUUGAAAAUGGGGUUCUAUACCAACAAUCCAACUUGGGUCAUUUUAGAUGAACGUAAUGGUGGGUAUAAUAAGACAGCUCUCGUGCUUACUGUUUUAUUCGGCAUGCUGUCGCCUUAUGUUAAUUCAAUUAAUUUCGAAGGGAAAAGGAAUGCUCAAGCAAAAUCUGCUUCGUUGAUUGGCAAAUUAUUUUUGGCUGUUGGUUUUGGCUCGUUGUUAUUCGGAAUUCAUCAGUUAUUGACGGAUUCUUCUACUACUAUUUAUUGGGCAUGGGAAGGUUACAAUGAAUCACACGGUCCCUUGCCAUGGCCUUGGGGCGCCUUAACUUGUACGGUCAUGUUAUUUGCUUCUUUGAGUUCUGUGAAGUUUAUGGGCAAGCCAUUAGUUCCAUGUUUGUUGCUUCUCAUAUCCACUGCUGUACUUUCAGCUAGAAGCAUUACACAAUGGCCUAAAUAUAUUUUCGGUGGUUUAUUGUACGCUAUCGCUAUGCUUUGGUUAGUUCCUUCGUAUUUUUCUGCAUUAGGCCAAGUUCAAAACAUAUGGGUUUAUGUCCUAUCAUUCUCCGUUUAUAUUAUCUUUGUCCUUGCCCAUGUUUGGGUCGUUGCAUACGCAUUUGUUCCAAUGGGCUGGGUACUGAGGGAGAAGAUUGAGACGGUUCUUGCCUUUUCUUCCACAUUUAUCAUUAUUGGUGCUUUAACAUGCAAAAACCUUAACAUUCAACUGGUGACUAUGGGCAAAAAAUUCUUCAUUUAUGUUUUCUUCUUUGCCGUGGCCCUGCUAUCACUAACAGCUAGGUUCGUGUAUGAUAUUAGACCUACAGGAAUUCCUCAGCCUUAUCAUCCAGAUUCUCAGUUGAUUACAGCUGGUAUUUGGACUAUCCACUUUGGUCUCGAUAAUGAUAUGUGGGCAUCUGAAGACAGAAUGAUCAACCUUAUUAAAGAUAUGGAACUAGAUGUGGUAGGUCUACUAGAAACAGAUACACAAAGAAUUACCAUGGGGAACAGGGAUCUAACUAGCAAACUAGCUCAUGAUUUGAAUAUGUAUGCAGAUUUCGGACCAGGUCCAAAUAAACAUACCUGGGGCUGUGUUCUUCUUUCUAAAUUCCCUAUCGUAAAUUCUACGCAUCAUUUAUUGCCCUCUCCAGUUGGGGAACUUGCGCCAGCCAUUCAUGCCACACUUCAAACGUACAAUGACACUCUCGUUGACGUCUUUGUAUUCCAUAGUGGACAAGAAGAGGAUGAAGAGGAUAGAAGACUGCAAAGUAACUACAUGGCUAAGCUCAUGGGCAAUACGACUCGCCCAGCUAUUUUAUUAAGUUACUUAGUUGUUGAUCCAGGUGAAGGCAACUACAAUACGUACGUUAGUGAAACAUCCGGAAUGCACGACAUUGAUCCUUCUGACGAUGAUAGAUGGUGUGAGUAUAUCUUGUAUAGGGGCUUGAGAAGAACAGGAUAUGCUAGAGUUGCAAGAGGAACGAUAACCGAUACGGAGCUACAAGUUGGUAAGUUCCAAGUUUUGAGUGAGCAAGCGUUAGUAGAGCACUCGGAUUCUAUGUAUGAAUACGGUCAUAUGAGUGAACCGGAAUAUGAGGACAUGAAAUUUCCAGAUAAGUUUUUAGGCGAAGGUGAGAGGGGUCACUUCUACCAUGUUUUUGAUGAGCCACGUUAUUACUUAUAA